CCCUGCCGCCCCCACUCCUUCAUUCAACUCGAAUCCGCCGUGAAGUGUGCCGGUCGGUUGGUUGUCCGUUCGUUCCGAUCGCGCGAAACUUUUUUACGCUAAAAACUACGCAAGCAUCAAGUUAUUUUAUGUUUAUUACUAGUGAAGUGAGAACCUUGUUGGAUUAAACUUGUCGUGUGAUACUGCGUUGUGUUCGUACUGUGAGUGUGUUGUGGUCACAGGUGUCGCAUUCCAUAGGGGACGCCGAACGCAGCCUCUGUACCCGAACCUGUAGGCAGGUGAUCCGUUUAACUGCUCUAUUUGUGGAACAAUAAUGGCGGUGCGAUUAUGAGGUUACCGGCAAACCACUUUCAGAUGGACAACUGGAACAGAUAAUUUGAGUAAUGCGAACACAUCGGAAUUGUAACUGCUGGUGAGAUGGCGCGGUGGAGCGCGCUGGUGCAGCAUGGGCAAACAAUCUGGUUUCUGUUCUGCAUCCUACACACAGUAUGGGCGACACCUGGUCCAUGUGAAGUGGAAACAGGCCAGUCCAGUAUCAUAGUAGACAUAGAAGAAAGCAGAGGAAAUCAAGUAAACCAAAGCACAGUACCAGCAGAGCUGCCGAUCGUCGGCGAGCCAGAUGUGGACGUGGUGUUGUCCACCGUCUUUCCAAAAGGCCCGACGCUGUUCCAGCUGGAUGGGAAGCGGUUACAGCUGCUCCAGCCCUUGGAUAGAGACGCUGAUAACCUUUCGCAUAUGGUCUUCCAGCUCGUGUGCCAAGUGAAAGCUACUAAGAAAAGGCGGACAAUACCGGUGAUCGUCAGGGUGUCAGACAUCAACGACAAUGCGCCGGUCUUCCAGGGGCUCCCGUAUGAAACUAGUAUAUCUGAGCUGGUACCGAUCGGCACAACGAUAUUCGACGGCAUUCGAGCGCUCGACAUCGAUGCUGGAGUCAACGGUCUCUCAGAGUACUUCAUCAUACCAGGAGACAACAAAACCCUGGAGACCACGAACGCAGCGGACGGCUACGGGUACUUUGCGAUACCGAUACCCCAUCAGGGACAAGUGACAGUCAACAGAACCUUGGAUUACGAACGCACGCAGCAGUAUCUAGUCACUAUUGUUGCUUCUGAUCGUGCGCGCGACACCAAGAGAAGACUGUCAAGUACCACCACGUUAACUGUCAAUAUACAAGAUGAUGAUGACCAGGAUCCGUCUUUCAUUUACAAGGGAUGCACGCUGCACGAGGGAGCUUGCUUCAACCCAGAAUAUUCUAGUUAUGUAAACAGCGGCGUCCUAGCCGGCAUUCUCACCAUCGAACCUGAGAAAAUCCAAGCUGUCGAUAUGGAUACCCUAGACGCCAAGAUCCGCUACACCAUCGAGAGUGGAGAACCUGACUCCUGGGCCACAUACUUCUCUAUAGAUCCCAAUAGUGGGGCCGUGAGGCAGCUGAUGCCUGUUGAUACUAGCAUUGCGAAGAAGUUCCAGCUUGUUAUUAAGGCUGAAGAAGUGACAGAAGCCAAGCGAUUCACCACAGCAAAGCUGACCAUAACAGUUCGGCCGGUCGACGCUAGUCCACCGGUGGUAGAAGCAUCGUCGGACGAAGGGCAGGUUGAAGAGAACUCGCCUAAAGGCACUAGGGUGCUGGAUGCGAGUGGAAUGCCGAUCAAGAUGAGCGUUUCGGAUCCUGAUUUGGGUCCCGGCGAUCCCGUGCCGAUUUACACGUUCGAGUUGACAACAAACUUCUUCGACAUCGACAAAGAUGGCUUCCUGGUAGUAGCUGAAGAGAACCUCGACCGCGAUCAGCCUAACAACGGCAAAUUCAGAUUUCAGGUUGUCGCAAGAGAAGCGAACGGAGGCGCUGCGUCCGCUCCGCUUUCUUUGGCGGUACAGUUGCUGGAUGUAAACGACAACGCGCCUGUUAUACCUAAGACGCAACCAAUCAUAGUGCCGGCGAGCUUAGAACCCACUGCAGUACAUAAGGUGGAAGCAUACGACAUCGACGAGGGUGAGAACGCACGUAUAUCGUACAGCAUCUAUCACGUGUCUAACAAUGGAGGAAACAAGUUCACUAUUGACCCUAACACUGGUGUUAUAUCGAGCACUGGUCGCCUACAAGCUGGCGAGCAAUACAGCGUCACGAUUAGGGCUACCGACGCCAAAGGCCUGAGCUCCCAAGGCAUCGUAGAGCUGUCUGUAGCCCCCGGGCCUAAUACAAGGCCGCCGCAGUUCUCUUCGAGGGACUACUACGCUCCCGUGUCGGAAGGCGCUGCCAUCAAUUCUACGGUUACUACUGUUACUGCCAAAGACCCAGAAAACGAGCCCGUCACGUAUUCGAUAGUAUCCGGCAACGACCUCCGUCAGUUUGCGAUCGGCGCUACCACCGGCAUCAUCAUGGUCAUCAGAAGCCUGGACAGAGAAGUGCUGACGCGGUAUCAGUUGAUGGUGAAAGCAGAAGACCCCGGCAAAUUAGCGAGCACAGCAACUGUAAACAUCAAAGUCACUGACAUCAACGACAACAAUCCCAAGUUCGACGAGGAUUCUUACCUGUUCCAUGUAAAAGAAGGUGUGUCAGGCGAAUUCGUCGGCUACGUUCACGCCACAGACAUAGAUGAAGGAGUCAACGCUUUAGUCAGCUAUAGCAUUCCACCACAUCUGCCGUUCAGCAUCGAUAAUGCCACUGGAUUGAUCAGUACCAACACCAAACUGGACUAUGAGCAGACUAAGGAUUACGCGUUCGUAGUAACAGCUACCGACGGGGCCAUUGACAAGAGGUUCGGGACAGCAUCGGUGACUGUGCAAGUUGAAGAUAUACCCGACGAAGUGCCUGUGUUUCCGCAAUCUUUGUACUCGGUUCACGUUCCCGAAAAUGCGGCCAACUAUCCUGUGGUUAAAGUUCACGCGGAAGACCCCGAUACCACUCCCGAGAUAACCUACACGAUAGUGAUGGGUGAUACGGAUUUAUUCUCCAUCGAGCGCAAAUCAGGCAUGAUCCGGACGCUGCGGCCUUUAGACCGAGAGAUGAUGGCGCGACACGAGAUUAUAGUCGGCACUGAGGAGAAUAGCAGCGAGGAACCCAGGGCCACUACUACCGUGGAAGUUUUGGUUGAUGACAAGAACGACAACGCGCCAAUCUUCACAUCGGUCGUCCGUCCGAUCACGAUAGAAGACUCCUCACCCAUUGGCAGCCUAGUUCAAACAGUGACCGCUGUGGAUGCCGACGCGACCGCGCCUAACAACCGCGUGCGAUACAAGCUGGUUGGUCGCGGGAAGGCGUCUAAGUACUUCCACGUGGAGCCCGAUACGGGAGCGGUGCGGGUCCGAGACGAUCUGCGGAAGGAGGCCGAUAGCGAAUACACUGUCGACGUGCAAGGGUUCGACCAAGGCGAGCCCGUGAUGUCUUCAGUCACCAGCCUGACUGUGUACGUCAGUCACUCCGCCACUGUUCCUCCAGAUGUGGGCCUCGGGUUCGCUGACACGCUGUACACUGAACACGUCGCUGAGAACUCGCCCAACGGGACGCUGGUACGAGUGCUGCCUUUGCUGAACAAGAGAGAACAUUCGCCGGACAUACCUUUGAAGUGCCGCCUCACGGAGUCAUCGCAAUCAGGUACUUUAUUUGAGUUACA
Messenger RNA from Ostrinia furnacalis (Asian corn borer), 3608 nucleotides. It is a transcript of the gene Cad99C, whose product is annotated as cadherin 99C. Gene Ontology annotation, cellular component: adherens junction; plasma membrane; catenin complex. Gene Ontology annotation, biological process: cell-cell junction assembly; cell morphogenesis; adherens junction organization. Gene Ontology annotation, molecular function: calcium ion binding; cadherin binding; beta-catenin binding. Lineage: Eukaryota; Metazoa; Arthropoda; Insecta; Lepidoptera; Crambidae. The annotation marks the transcript as partial. The record is from RefSeq and is a predicted model, not a curated record. The transcript has 23 exons.